This is a messenger RNA of Nezara viridula (southern green stink bug), 1992 nucleotides long. Lineage: Eukaryota; Metazoa; Arthropoda; Insecta; Hemiptera; Pentatomidae. The record is from the annotation of a GenBank genome assembly.
AUGGCUAGAAGGAAUUUGGGAAUGAAACUACUUGACGAUAGAUGGGUUCUUACUGAUCAGCUAAUUCAGUUGAAGGGUGUUGUCGAGUUCAAUGAAAGAAACAUGAGAUGGCUCGAAGUUAAAGAGGAUCUAUACAGAAAAGACUAUGAUACCAAGAUACGACAUGUCAGUCAGAAUGUUGAGAGGCUAAGAGAAAUGAUAAAGAAAUACGAGUUCGGUUAUGUCGACGAAAUGGAUGAUGUUUUAAGGCAAGAUAAAGAAGUAUACCUGAUAUGCCGAAAGAAGUCGCCAGAACAAAUCAUAGAAAGUUUAAAACAUAUGAUAUUCCGGCAAAGGAAGGCAGUAGAUAAAAUAAAUGCAGAGAUAAAAUCAACUAAGACUGAAUUAUUCGAAGUGGAACUGAAUAUCGCCGCAUUAAAAGAUAAAGUAAAUUCAGGACAGGAAUAUGUGAAAGAUAAAAAUAGAGAGGAAAAUGAAAAAUAUUCUGCCGCCUUAGAAUAUGCCAAAACGCAGAAUGACGUCUGCGCCAUACUUCUAGAGUGUUAUAAGAAGAUCAUUGGCGUUUUAAAAAAGGACUCGCUUUACUUCGAUGAUGUGAUAGCAGACCUCAAGAAUGACGCCAUGAUACAGAGCCAGACAAUUCUAAAGAUUAUCGAGCUCGGCCAGCUGGCUUGCGAAGAUUUUUCUUGGCUGAAGGAGCAAGCCAAAAGAAGUACCGUCAAGUUCAACAGGCACACAGAUGAGCACAGAAAAGAAAUAAAGGAAAACGGCGAGGUUAUCCAAGUUCUGGAAAUGAUGAAAUCUAGACUCAACGAGUACGCCGCGAAAAGUUAUCCAAUGUUUCAAGAAGAAAAACAAGUGCCGAAAGCAGACCCGGAAUUGGACGAAAUGAAGAAACAAUGGGAAGAAUCCGAGAAAAUCUUUGGAAAGUUGAAGCACAUCCUUGGAGUUGAAACCAUAACAGAUGUCUUCUCUGAAAUGGAAAAUCUGAGAGCAACUGAAUUUGAAUUCGACAAAUUGACUCAGCAAUUAAGGGACAAAAGAAAGAAGAGGCAGACAGCUUACGAACAUACAAAAACAUUAUCUAUACACAUGGAUAAUUAUAUGCCUGAAGAGGUCAAAAGAUUUAUCAAAGAAGAAGAAGCGGUCAGAGAGGAAAUAGAAAUGACAGCUGAAAACAUACAAAAAAUUAAAGUCAUUCAUGAUGACAUCAAGCAAAGUAUGCUUGAUGACAAGCACUACUUCCUCAACUUGAAGAGAAUGCUAUGGUUAGUCGACAUCGGUAAGCCGGAAACAGUUUUGGCUAUUGCAGAUGGUGACCAGAGCAAGGAGAAAUCACGGGAUGAUCCUUUCGGCUUGUUCGCGGCUGUCGAGGAAGGCACGAAUCAGGGAGAGAGUAAAGAUGACGAGGACAGUAGUCAAUGCGAGUCUGAUAGCGAGGAUAUACCCUUCAGAAUGAUGGACAUGGUGUCUAUGAAAGUAAAGAUCCUGCACGACAGUGUAGGACACAGAGGGUUCGAAGACGAAUGCGAUCCUGAGCUGAUGGAAACUUUCGCCGAAACCCUCGCGGAGGAGCAGAUUCAGAGAGAGGAGCACUUGCAGGAGCUUUUGGAUAGUGAGGUCAUUGUCGUUAAGAAAUAUAAGCCGAGAUACGAAGAUCGUCACAGUCAAGGUUGCGAGAAAAAGAAAAGACUCGAAUUGAAAUUCCUAAGCCGGCAACUCAUAAUUGAAAAUGAAGUGGCUAAAGAAAAGGGAGAAGUAAAAAUUCAUAUGCAUCCCCAAGGUGUUUUCCGUGGCAUGUACAUUGAAGAAGCUAGUGGUGAUGAGAGUACUGAACCAGAAGUGGUUGAGAAGAAAGAGGAAGAACACAAAGAUGAUGACGAAGAUGAUGUACCGGAUGAGGAAAGUGACAUUGGUUAUGAAGAAUCAGAUGAAGAAGAUAUCGAUUCAGAUUUGGAUCCAAAUGAGCCGAAGCCACAUAUUUGUUAUUAA